Molecule: messenger RNA, 458 nt
Organism: Paramecium sonneborni
Lineage: Eukaryota; Ciliophora; Oligohymenophorea; Peniculida; Parameciidae
Source: the annotation of a GenBank genome assembly
AUGGAUGAUGAAAUACACAUAAAAUAGCCAUUGAACGAUGAAUAGAAUGAUUAAUCAGAAAAGUUAGAGAAAAUAUUAUUAUUUAUUAGAUAAUCCUAAUUUGUAUAAAAUGAUGAAUCAUUAGAACAUCUGGUCAACACCUUAAUCAAAAAUUAAUAACCAAGAGAGGAGAAUUAAUUAUAAUAAUAAAUUUCCAAAAAGAGGAUUAAUGAUUAGAGGUAAUUAAUGAACCUUAUAAAUUAUUGCAUUAUAGAUUUACUUACCAAGAAGAUAAACGGAUCUUAGAGUUAGUUUAAUAGGUGGGACCAAACUUUAAUAAGAUAGUCAAAUCAUUUCCUGGCAAAACAAUGAAUAUGAUAAAAAAUAGAUAUUAUAAAAGAUUGCGCUACAUUAAGGAAGACUUUUAAAACAAUUAAGAAUAAAUUAAAAAACAAUCUAAGCAAAAAAAAUAAAAUUGA